CGUUGGGAAUAACAGCGGCGAUGUUUAUGUGUCCCGAUGCCUCCAUGUCCUUUUAAAACUACAACAAAUGGGUCCGGUGUUUAGGAUCUGGCGGCUCUGAGCCGAGAGGCUGCAAACAGCAGCUGAGUGUAGAUUAAAACGUCUCGACGGAAGCUCACGGAAACACAACAAUUCUAAUUCUCACGUGGUGAGGGAUGCUUAUUAAUUCUACGUUGCUGCACACCCGCCCUUUAAUGAAAGCACAUGGCAGGAUGCAGUUUAGAGGCCGAAAUCGUUUUAAUGGAGGCUUGGCUUUUAACAUACUGCCGCGCUGAAGCAGAACCCGGGGGAGGAGGCGUCAUAUGUGCACCGUGGGCGCGAUCGCCGAGCCGAGUCAUUACACGCGUGUGCAGAGAGAUCCAUGACUAAGCACCGAGCGGGAGCCGGGAGUCGGCCCAGGGCUGCAAAUGAUAACAACCCGCUUCACUUCCUGCCAGGCACCAAAGUCCAACGCUGGCACGCGCCAAAACAACAUCUGAACACAAAACGCGUACUUUCAGCGAGGUAGCACUUGGUGGAUCGAACGUUUGAUAGUGUCACUCGGUUUACUUUUUCUUAAAAGCAGGAAAAACAGUCAAAGAAAAUCAAAGGCGAAGGUUCCCAUCGCAGUGAAACACCUGCUACCUUCAGAGCCUCUGCUGGAUUUAUUUUUCCACUUUUGAACAUGAAGGUUUGGGGGAAACGUGCAGUUUUCUCACAACACCACAGACUGAACCGCUCGAGUCUGUCCAUGUGUGAGCAGUGAAAAUCCCCCUCUGACAUGUGGACGCCGGCGUGUUCCACGCAGCUCAUCACAGAACCCGACUCCGCUUCGCACUUUCAAAGGACUCCGAUCUUUCCCAAAUAAACAGGAUUCCAUUUUGGUUUUGGAGCCCUGCUGUCGUGUCGCGUGCGGGGCUGCUCGAAGGCCCCCCCCCCCCCGAAGCCCCCGAGCGGUCUGGGACCAGCCGUCCGGCGGGAUUGAUGUUCUUACGUAGUGCGAGUGCAUUGCAGCCUUGGAUCCGGCGUGGAACCGCCACAGUCCGCCCGGGCGCCCCGCCUUCGGGCCGGAGACGCUCCAAACCAGCAACUACUCGCUGGUGUUACUGAUCCAGCUCAGCCUGCUCUCCUUCGACCUGUUCGUCAACUCCUUCAGCGAGCUGCUGAGGCACGAGCCGGCGGUCCAGCUGGUGCUUUUCAUAAUCCAGGACAUCAGCAUCCUGUUCAACCUGAUCAUCAUUCUGCUGAUGCUGUUCAACACCUACGUGUUCCAGAUCGGCCUGGUCGCCGUAUUGCUGGAGCGGUUUAGAGCCGCGCUAAUGCUCUCUGCUCUCUAUUUGACCUUCAGCAUCAUACUCCACUCCUGGCUUAUGAAUCUACGUUGGCUGAACACUAACAGAUUUAUUUGGACGGACGGCCUGCAGGUGCUCUUUGUGUUUCAGAGAGUUGCCUCUGUGCUGUACUACUACUUGUACAAGAGGACGUCGGAGUACCUGGGUGACCCCCGGCUCUACGAGGAUUCGCCGUGGCUGCGGGAGCUGUUCGCUCGGGUCAGACAGUGACCCCCCCCACCGAGAGCGCGAGGCAACGAAAAGGCGUCCCGGUGAAGGAUCCGUGCAGGGGAACAGUGCGUGCGUCCAUGAGCGGCACGUCAAUGCACUCUGCAAUUGCCAAGAAAAUACCAAUGGCGCUCUGGGAACACUCGUUUGAAAUAGGACAUUUAAUGUAAAAAUUAGCAUUGUAAAUAGAUUUGACAGGAUUGUAAUUGAGACACAUCGAACAGAACAUUUCCUUUCCAGCGCAGGAAGGAUUGUGCCAAAAUCUGCCGAGACGUUUUAGAACUACGAGGUCUCGGCAGGUGAAAGCGACGAGAGAAGUGAGACGAUUUCUAAUGUUCUGUGAUACCACAUGCCCUCUUCCCUUUUGUCUUCCUGAUGCAUUUUUUAAAAAGAAUAUUGCGGUUGUUUUGUAUACAUUUGGGACUAUUUGCGUUGCUUUGAGUUUGUUUGUAAUGUGGAUACUAAACAUUGUUUGACUUUAUUACAGUUACUAAACAGUCUGUGAAACCUGACCGUGUUACAUGCUUAAAAAUACAAUAAAAACGUCUUUUGUGUG
Gasterosteus aculeatus aculeatus (three-spined stickleback) is the source of this 2133-nucleotide messenger RNA. The record is from RefSeq and is a predicted model, not a curated record. NCBI's taxonomy places the organism in Eukaryota, Metazoa, Chordata, Actinopteri, Perciformes, Gasterosteidae.